Dryobates pubescens (Downy woodpecker) is the source of this 2447-nucleotide messenger RNA. RefSeq names its product inositol-trisphosphate 3-kinase B (gene ITPKB). The coding region runs from base 178 to 2007 and encodes 609 amino acids. Gene Ontology annotation, molecular function: inositol tetrakisphosphate kinase activity; inositol-1,4,5-trisphosphate 3-kinase activity. The record is from RefSeq and is a predicted model, not a curated record. Gene Ontology annotation, cellular component: nucleus; cytoplasm. Gene Ontology annotation, biological process: inositol phosphate biosynthetic process. The transcript is spliced from 7 exons. NCBI's taxonomy places the organism in Eukaryota, Metazoa, Chordata, Aves, Piciformes, Picidae.
CUUUCUCCCUCCAGCUAUCCCAUUUUAUGGAGCUCUGGGCCUGGGCCAGCCCAGCUCCCCUGCUGCCUCCCAGCGAUGCUGCUGGUCCUGGUGUGGAGAGACCCUCUGCAGCCCCGCGGAGCCUGAGCGCCGAGGUGGCAGCGGCAGCGGCCCCCCUGUGCACCCCGGCUGACUACUAUGGCCGUGUACUGCUAUGCGCUCAAUAGCUUGGUGAUGAUGAAUAGCAACAGCGAGGUGACAAGCGGUGGGAGCAAGACACCGCCUCCUCCCAGACAAGGGCUGCCCAGGGGCCCGGAGACAGCCGGCAGCUGUCGCUCUCUCCCUGUCUUCAGCUCGGCCCCCGGGCCCCCCAGCUCCCCACGCCGUGGCCCCGCUUUCCUCUUCCCCCCGCUUGAGGAGCCCCCAGGGCAGCCAGGCAGCCCCAGAGGGCGACGAGGCAGCCGAGGUGAAGAGGGGCAGCCAGGACCCACCUCGCCACGGCAGCUUCAGCGGGAGCUGCACAAUGUCCAGGUGAACCAGAAAGUGGGGCUCUUCGAGGCACACAUCCAGGCACACAGCUCUGCCGCCCAGCCACCACGCAGCCCCCGUCCAUCCCGGCCCCGGUCCACCAGCCCCACAGUGCAGGUGGUGGCACUUGGAACUGGACCCCAGCCACAAGCCUACAGGAAGAGUGAGGCCCCCAAUGUUGCUGGGGUGCAGAUCUGUCCAAACACUGCAGACCUGUCAAGGAGUCCAGUGGUAAUGAUAGUUCCAGCUAUGGGGGUGAAGGAGGACAGCACUCCCCGGGAGCCGUCAGAGCCUGCACCACAGCGAGGUGAAGUGGUGGUGGCCCCCACAGACCUUGAGAGGCAGCACCCAGCCGUCAGUGGGAACAUCCCUGCCGUUAUUGUCACGGACCUGGGGGGCCCGGAGGAGGAGGCGGGCGCCGUGCCCCCCGGCAGCCUGCCCGUCCGGAAGCUGUCAUCGUCCUCAGCCUCUUCCACUGGCUUCUCCUCGUCCUGGGAGGAGUCUGAGGAGGACAUCUCCAGCGACCCUGAGCGCACUCUGGACCAGACACCAGCCUUCCUGCAGACCCUGGACCAGCAGAAGCCCCGAGUGAGCAAGUCAUGGAGGAAGAUCAAGAAUAUGGUGCACUGGUCCCCAUUUGUGAUGUCUUUCAAGAAGAAGUACCCUUGGAUCCAGCUAGCAGGACACGCAGGUAGUUUCAAGGCAGCGGCCAACGGCAGGAUCCUGAAGAAGCACUGUGAGUCGGAGCAGCGCUGCCUUGACCGCCUGAUGAACGAUGUCCUGAAGCCCUAUGUCCCUGCCUACCAUGGCGAUGUUGUGAAGGAUGGGGAGAGAUACAACCAGAUGGAAGAUCUUCUGGCUGAGUUUGACUCCCCCUGUGUUAUGGACUGCAAGAUGGGAGUCAGGACAUACUUGGAGGAGGAACUGAUAAAGGCCCGGAAGAAGCCGAGCCUGCGGAAGGACAUGUACCAGAAGAUGAUCGAGGUGGACCCUGACGCCCCCACCGAGGAGGAGAACGUGCUGAGGGCCGUCACCAAGCCCCGCUACAUGCAGUGGAGGGAGACCAUCAGCUCCACUGCCACCCUGGGCUUCAGAAUCGAGGGGAUAAAGAAAGAGGAUGGCACUGUGAACCGGGACUUCAAGAAGACACGGACAAAGGAGCAAGUCAUGGAGGCCUUCAGGGAGUUCACCAGGGGAAACCGCAAUGUUUUGAACAGUUACCUGAACCGGUUGAAGGGUAUCCGUGCUACCCUGGAGACAUCCCCUUUCUUCAAGUGCCAUGAGGUGAUUGGGAGCUCCCUCCUCUUCAUUCACGACAAGAAGGAACAGGCCAAAGUCUGGAUGAUUGACUUUGGCAAAACCACCCCGCUGCCGGAGGGACAGGUUCUCCAGCACAAUGUGCCCUGGGUGGAAGGGAACAGAGAGGAUGGCUACCUCUGGGGGCUGGACAACCUCAUUCAGAUCCUGACAGAGUUGUCUCAGAGCGAAGACUUGCAUUGAAGCCCCACAUCUGACUCUGCCACUACCCUAACCCUGUCCCCGACUGACUCUUCUGAACUGCACUACAAGACACUUUCCAGCCCUUGCCCUUCCCAUUUGAUAGCUCUACUCUCCCUAUUUAAUGCUGUUUUGUUGUGGGUUUUUUAGAUUGUCUUCAUUUGUUGAGUGUUUUUUUUCCCUCCUCUCCAUGUAAAUAGAGAGCUAACGUGCCAGAACAAGCUGAACUUGAAACCUUGGCUUCACAGAGUCACUGGGAACACACAGCUGUGCCAGCCAAGAGCGGCCCAGGGGGGUUGCUUAGGCAAGUUGUGUGCUUUGCCUACCGUGCUUUUGUCUCUUGUGCAGCCUGAUUUGAAGAGGCCUGGUGGAGGAAGGAGCCUCUCCCUGUGCUGGGAUUGGUAUCUUCAGCCUGAAAACACUCAGUGGCCAUGCCCACGACC